AACUUGUAAAUGAUGAUAUGGAAUUAAAUAUAGAAUUGAGAUAUGUUGUUACUUGAGAAUUAUAAAUAUAAAAUGAUGGUAAUUAUUAAUAAACAUAAUUAAGUAUGUAAAAGGAAUUAAGGUAAAAAAAGAAAAUAGUAGUGAAAAAUAAAAAGUUAUAGAAUUGUGAGAUAGCCUACCAAUAGAAAAAAGCAAGCAUCAAUUAGAUAAAUGAUUUUAUGAAGGUAGCUGUAAAUAAUGAGUUGAACAAAAAAGAUUUGGUGGAUUGUAAUAUAGAAAAUGAAAUUUAAUAAUAUAAAACAGGUUUUAAUUUAGGUGAUGAGUGAUUAUUUAAAUAUUUUUAAUUGUA
Paramecium sonneborni is the source of this 349-nucleotide messenger RNA. The record is from the annotation of a GenBank genome assembly. NCBI's taxonomy places the organism in Eukaryota, Ciliophora, Oligohymenophorea, Peniculida, Parameciidae.